Molecule: messenger RNA, 648 nt
Organism: Malassezia pachydermatis
Lineage: Eukaryota; Fungi; Basidiomycota; Malasseziomycetes; Malasseziales; Malasseziaceae
Exons: 5
Coding region: 1-648 (215 amino acids)
Biological process (GO): mitotic sister chromatid segregation
Cellular component (GO): kinetochore
Source: RefSeq, a predicted model, not a curated record
AUGCCGAAAGAGCUUCCACCGGUGGACGUGGAACAUCCAAGCGACUUGGAUUUCAUGAUCCAGACCAUUCAGUCCUAUGCCCUCGAUAUUGGCCGUGAGCGACUACGGGCACGCGGACGAGGUGCAGCUCACCUCGAGCCCAUGCUAGAACAGGCUGUUGGACGUUGGGUCUACGCAGCACGUACACGCCUGAUCCCAAAUGUUCAUAUCAACGGCCUGACACUAGCCGAGUACGCGAAAGACGCCGCAGCUAUGGAGCCUUUUGAUGAGGCACUCUCUGCCAAGGUCAAUACCCUGUCGGACCAAGUGGACGAAACGACGGAGCGCGUAGUCGAGUGCCGCAAAUCUAUACCCACCGCCUUUGCGCAAGCCGUUCAUCGCCGCGCCGAAGCGAUGGGCGCGUUGGUGAAUGCCAAAGAGGAGCAGCGCCGCCGCCGCCUACGCAAGUCCAAGCCCUAUUCACGCUUCAGCGCCCUUACACGUGGCCGGCCCUUGCAUAUCGAUACCGACGCGAAAGACCGCGCAGCUGCUACGUUGCAAUCUAGCUAUGACAUUUUACAUCAUUUGCACACAGUUUUGCCCGAAAGGCGUCAAGCUGCAUUGGAUCAGGAACGCUUAAUCCGUCGCUUGCACAAGUCUGUCCCUUAG